Molecule: messenger RNA, 1454 nt
Organism: Cantharellus anzutake
Lineage: Eukaryota; Fungi; Basidiomycota; Agaricomycetes; Cantharellales; Hydnaceae
Exons: 7
Coding region: 173-1138 (321 amino acids)
Source: RefSeq, a predicted model, not a curated record
CUAUAACCAGUGAUUGAGCGCCGCCAUAGGGAAAUCUGCGGGCCCUUCAACGAGGCUCCGGCCCAUAUUAUAUUUCAGCGGUUGCGGUGGAGCUUAGGGUGAGAGUUCCAACGUCUACAAAGUACAGCGUCAAGGUCAUCACGAGUCAACCCAAGUCCAGCUACCUUGAAACAUGCAAAGCGGGAAGAAUAAACUCAUAGAGCUAGUCUCAGACAGCGAAGUGAGGAUGAGUGGAUUGAGCCGGACGGGCCAAAAUCUACGAGAACGUCGGUUCGGUCCCGCCAAGAAAUUCGAUUUUGACGGAGAUCUAGCCCCUGAAUACAUCUUCACCCCCCGGAAUUCCACCAGUGCCCGUGAAAGCAAACAGGAUGCCAAUCAAACUUUUCUCUCCGGAACUUCAUUCUGUGGCGCGAACUCAAUUUUCGAUUUCGCAGCCGAACCUUCGGUGGAAGGGGGGCUGGGAAGCUAUUUUUCCUUUGGGGUGAAGUCCACGGGAACCAAAUCCUCAUACUCUGAGAUUCGGUCCCUUUCGCCACACGAAAAAGUCCCCAAAGAUGAGCGAGAGUCGCCUACUUUGGAUUUGGAUCUGUUGGUCGUUGUUGAGCCUCGGGAGAGCCGGGGCUUGAUGGUAUCAAAUCAAGCAGCAAGCGAAGAGGAGCUCCGAUCUCCGAAAUUGCGGAAGCGAGCUUCCAGCUGGUUUGGCGAUCGUAGAAAGAAGAAGCCUUCAUGUCCUUCGACAGAGCGGCAGAACGAGAAUUCGUGGUCGCUGAAGAUUCGAGUAGGGCUCCGAACGCACAAGGCAAUCAUUGGGCUCGGUUCCGAAUUAUCGCGGAUGUCUGCACUGCUAGCAUUCCCAAUGCCGAUUUCCCUUCCCGGUAGCAGGAGAGUCACCAAGUCAAAAGGGCUUCUAAUGGCGAAACGCGUUUCUAAAUGCCGUUUGAGUGCGGUGAUGGGAAACCCGUCAGAUACGGAGAAAAGAGCCAUUGACUGCGAAGAGAGCUGUGGCACAAUAGCUACUUGCGCACCAAAGAAAACGAGUAUGAGAGGCGCUGUCGUGGCAAAGAUUGAGACCAAAAUAACGACAUUGAUCCUGGGCAAGAGGAACGAUGACAGGCAUUUACCGAAGAACCUUGCUUGAUAAGGAAGAGUUUCACGUUGUGCAUGCGAGAGGGCAAAGUACGUCCCCACGAACAAGAAAGUAGCCCAGACAGCGGAAGGAAGUAAUUAACAUUACGGAUCAGGGCGCUGAAAGGAGUUGAGAUCGGUAAUUUCCAGGUACCCCAAGAAUUCCGAUGGUACACCUUCUAUCUGUGCUCUUGUCACAUUGGGGUCGCGAGUGUAAAUACUGUGUACCGUGUUGUUGUGUAAAUAUGCGUUGAUCGUGCACCUGAUCGCGCGUAAGCACGCUGAGCUUCAUUGCCAAGAGGUACCAUGCCCACUCCGCGGCUAAAAAU